Oryctolagus cuniculus (rabbit) is the source of this 1757-nucleotide messenger RNA. It is a transcript of the gene TXNRD1, whose product is annotated as thioredoxin reductase 1. Gene Ontology annotation, cellular component: cytosol; mitochondrion. NCBI's taxonomy places the organism in Eukaryota, Metazoa, Chordata, Mammalia, Lagomorpha, Leporidae. Gene Ontology annotation, biological process: glutathione metabolic process; cell redox homeostasis; cellular response to oxidative stress. Gene Ontology annotation, molecular function: glutathione-disulfide reductase (NADPH) activity; flavin adenine dinucleotide binding; thioredoxin-disulfide reductase (NADPH) activity. The record is from RefSeq and is marked validated.
GCUUACCAGGAAGGCACACUUCAAAAGCUCCUGAAGAUGAAUGGUUCUGAGGACCUUCCCCCGUCCUAUGACUAUGACCUCAUCAUCAUUGGCGGCGGCUCCGGAGGACUGGCAGCUGCCAAGGAGGCAGCCAAAUAUGGGAAGAAAGUGAUGGUUCUGGAUUUUGUCACCCCAACUCCUCUUGGAACUAGAUGGGGUCUCGGAGGAACGUGCGUGAACGUGGGUUGCAUACCUAAAAAACUGAUGCACCAGGCGGCUUUGUUGGGACAGGCGCUGCAAGACUCUCGCAAUUACGGGUGGAAAUUCGAGGACACUGUUGAACAUGACUGGGAGAAAAUGACAGAAGCGGUCCAGAAUCACAUCGGCUCUCUGAACUGGGGCUACCGAGUAGCCCUGCGGGAGAAGAAGGUGGUCUAUGAAAAUGCCUAUGGGGAAUUCAUUGGUCCUCAUCAGAUUAAGGCAACAAAUAAUAAAGGCAAAGAAAAAAUUUACUCAGCAGAGCGAUUUCUCAUUGCCACCGGGGAAAGGCCACGCUACUUGGGCAUCCCUGGGGACAAGGAGUACUGCAUCAGCAGUGAUGACCUUUUCUCCUUACCUUACUGCCCGGGCAAGACCCUGGUGGUUGGAGCGUCCUAUGUUGCUUUGGAGUGCGCUGGAUUUCUUGCUGGUAUUGGUCUAGAUGUCACUGUUAUGGUACGGUCCAUUCUUCUGAGAGGAUUUGACCAGGACAUGGCCAACAAAAUUGGUGCACACAUGGAAGAACAUGGUGUCAAGUUCAUAAGGCAGUUUGUACCAAUUAAGGUUGAACAGAUUGAAGCAGGGACACCAGGCCGACUCAGAGUGGUGGCCAAGUCCACCAAUAGUGAAGAAACCAUUGAGGGAGAAUAUAAUACGGUAUUGCUGGCAAUAGGAAGAGAUGCUUGCACGAGAAAAAUUGGCCUAGAAACUGUGGGAGUGAAGAUAAAUGAAAAGACUGGAAAAAUACCAGUCACAGAUGAAGAACAAACCAAUGUGCCUUACAUCUAUGCCAUUGGCGAUAUAUUGGAGGGAAAGCUGGAGCUCACCCCUGUAGCAAUCCAGGCAGGAAGACUGCUGGCACAGAGGCUUUACGCCGGCUCCACUGUCAAGUGUGACUAUGAAAAUGUCCCAACAACUGUGUUUACUCCCUUGGAAUAUGGUGCUUGUGGCCUUUCUGAAGAGAAAGCUGUGGAGAAAUUUGGGGAAGAAAAUGUUGAGGUUUACCACAGCUUCUUUUGGCCGUUGGAAUGGACGAUUCCCUCAAGAGAUAACAACAGAUGUUACGCAAAAAUAGUCUGUAAUCUCAAAGACAACGAACGAGUUGUCGGCUUCCAUGUACUGGGUCCAAACGCUGGAGAAGUCACACAGGGCUUCGCAGCUGCACUCAAGUGUGGACUGACCAAAACCCAGCUGGACAGCACCAUUGGAAUCCACCCUGUCUGUGCAGAGGUAUUCACGACGCUGUCGGUGACCAAGCGCUCCGGGGGCGACAUCCUGCAGGCUGGCUGCUGAGGUUAAGCCCCAGUGUGGAUGCUGUCGCCAAGACUCCAGACCACUAACUUGGUUCCUUGCCCAAAUCCAAGACGAAGUUUUUGGGAUGGUUCUCUUGGCACCUGUUCAGGUGCUGUGCUUACCACCACCCAGGAACCCCUUGGAUCUUACGGGCAGAGGGUGGUGAGAGGAAGGCAGGCAGCGUCACACUGGGGUUACCGUAACAGACUCGAAACUGGCCUUUGGCA